This is a messenger RNA of Pisolithus orientalis, 1322 nucleotides long. Its product is annotated as kinase-like protein. Gene Ontology annotation, cellular component: spindle midzone; spindle pole centrosome; spindle microtubule. Lineage: Eukaryota; Fungi; Basidiomycota; Agaricomycetes; Boletales; Pisolithaceae. The record is from RefSeq and is a predicted model, not a curated record. Gene Ontology annotation, molecular function: protein kinase activity; ATP binding. Gene Ontology annotation, biological process: protein phosphorylation; regulation of cytokinesis; mitotic spindle organization. The transcript is spliced from 4 exons. Bases 99 to 1175 code for a protein of 358 amino acids.
UAAAAAAACAACCACCACACCGACACGAUCCCAGCCACACGUUUCUGUUGCAUCGGGCGACAUUUACACUACGAAUUGCAUGUAAAUUUUCGAUAAGCAUGGCCUCCAUCGCAUCCGUCACCAAGCAAUUCACUACUCUGGAGAUCUCCAAAAACCCCAUAAAUAACCCAUCUCGCCCCCCAUGCGCGCCUUCGAAUCUAAAGCCAACCAGAAAACCCCCCAUUAUUAACAUUGGGAAGUACGACGGUGGAUUCGAGAUUGAUAACGAAAAGCGCGGUGAAAAGGUUUAUGGCGAGGCGGCUGACGACCUCGCAUUGGACUCGAGUACGUCACGAACACGACCUACACGCGAAUGGAAACUUACUGACUUCGAUAUCGGCCGUCCUCUUGGAAAGGGAAAAUUUGGUCGGGUUUACAUGGUUCGCACCAAGUGCGAGCCUAACUACAUCCUUGCACUCAAGUGCCUAUAUAAAUCCGAGAUCGUGCAAUCUCGUGUGGAGAAGCAGAUCCGGAGAGAAAUAGAAAUCCAACAGAAUCUUCGUCACCCGAAUGUCCUUCGUUUAUAUGGCUAUUUCCACGACGAGAAGCGAAUCUUCCUCAUGCUCGAGUUUGCAGGACAAGGAGAGUUGUACAAACAACUGAGCAAGAAGGGGAGCUUCUCCGAGAGGCGUAGCUCAAGAUAUAUCGACCAGAUGGCAGAUGCACUGCAAUAUUUGCAUUCGAAGCACGUCAUCCACAGAGACAUCAAGCCCGAGAACCUCCUUCUGGGUAUCAAUGGGGAGUUAAAAAUCGGAGACUUUGGAUGGAGUGUGCAUGCCCCAGGGAAUAGGCGGAUGACACUCUGCGGUACGCUGGACUAUCUACCUCCUGAAAUGGUGGAAGGAAAAGAGCACAACGAGAAGGUCGAUUAUUGGGCCCUUGGAGUGUUAACCUACGAAUUCCUGGUUGGGUGUCCUCCGUUCGAAGAUAAAAAUAGUGCCAACGCAACCUAUCGGCGCAUUGCAAAGGUGGACCUUAAAAUACCUCCCCACGUUUCGCCGGAUGCCAGAGAUCUGAUAUCGAAGCUGCUAAAGUACAAUCCGGAAGAGCGACUUCCGCUGUCCGAAGUAGCUCGGCAUCCAUGGAUUCUCAAGUACCGGCCAAAGAGUACUUCUAAGGGCGGGUCUGAGGCAUAGGUUGUUGCUUACACCCUGUUUGACCAGCCAAGGAUAGAUUUUUGCUGUUUGUUGAGCCUGUUGUACUUGUGUAAUUGCAUGGCGUUUGGGAGGACUUCAAACCUAGGGAACCGUUGGCUUGCUAAUCAUUUGGGAGGUGUCGCGGAG